Messenger RNA from Hippoglossus stenolepis (Pacific halibut), 4104 nucleotides. RefSeq names its product cholinergic receptor, nicotinic, alpha 6 (gene chrna6). The coding region runs from base 367 to 1923 and encodes 518 amino acids. Gene Ontology annotation, cellular component: neuron projection; postsynaptic membrane; synapse. Lineage: Eukaryota; Metazoa; Chordata; Actinopteri; Pleuronectiformes; Pleuronectidae. Gene Ontology annotation, molecular function: transmembrane signaling receptor activity; acetylcholine-gated monoatomic cation-selective channel activity. Gene Ontology annotation, biological process: monoatomic ion transmembrane transport; regulation of membrane potential; chemical synaptic transmission. The transcript has 8 exons. The record is from RefSeq and is a predicted model, not a curated record.
AUUCUCCUGAUUUUAGACUCAUAUUCUUAUUAAAGCAUACACUUUCUGUUCCUGCCACUGAUUCGCAUUAUUGUCCUCCAGAGCCCAGUGUGAGCCGGCAGGUUUUUUUCUUCCCUCCCAGUGUGUGAAGUCCGUGUGGAUGCGCCGGAGAGGAGCUCUGCGUUCUUAGGGGAGGAGACGAGCCAAGGCAAGUUCGGAUCAGAUCAAGAAGGAGCUCACCGGUAGAGCGAGACAGACGGCGCCAGGGGAGAGACGCGUGUUUGUUUGUGGCGAUUGACAUUAUUUUUGUUAUCGAUUAACGAGACAGCGUUUCUCCAGAAAGAGAAAACAAAAGUGCAGGGGAUCCCCAAACGACACGGGGGAGACAUGCAGCCGGCGGCCAGACGGACUUUGCUGCUUCUUCUAGUGGUUUUGUUAACGCAAGACUGCUUCUCAUCCAAGGCAGAGGACCGGCUGUUCAAGAAACUGUUCAGAAGAUACAACCAGUUCAUCAGACCAGUGGAGAACGUCUCCGACCCCGUCACUGUGGAGUUUGAGGUUUCCAUCUCGCAGCUGGUCAAAGUUGAUGAGGUGAAUCAGAUCAUGGAAACAAACUUAUGGCUCAGACACAUAUGGAAUGACUACAAGCUGCGAUGGAUGCCGGUUGAGUUUGACGGGAUUGAGUUCAUUAGAGUUCCAUCAAACAAGAUCUGGAGACCUGAUAUUGUGCUCUACAACAACGCUGUAGGUGAUUUCCUUGUGGCUGAUAAGACCAAGGCUCUGUUGAAGUUUGAUGGCACCAUCACCUGGGUUCCUCCGGCCAUUUUCAAAUCCUCCUGCCCCAUGGACAUCACCUAUUUUCCCUUUGACUAUCAAAACUGCUCCAUGAAGUUUGGCUCCUGGACGUAUGACAAAGCGAAGAUUGACCUGGUACUUAUUGGAUCCAAGGUGAACCUGAAAGACUUCUGGGAGAGCGGCGAGUGGGAAAUCAUCGAUGCUCCGGGCUACAAGCAUGAUAUCAAGUACAACUGCUGCGAGGAGAUCUACCCAGACAUCACCUACUCCUUUUACAUCCGGCGCCUGCCACUCUUCUACACCAUCAACCUCAUCAUCCCCUGCCUCCUCAUCUCUUUCCUCACAGUGCUGGUUUUCUAUCUCCCGUCCGACUGUGGAGAGAAGGUCACGCUCUGUAUCUCCGUCCUGCUCUCCCUCACUGUGUUCCUGCUCGUUAUCACCGAGACCAUCCCCUCCACGUCGCUGGUCAUCCCGCUCAUUGGAGAGUACCUGCUCUUCACAAUGAUCUUCGUCACCCUCAGCAUCGUCAUCACCGUGUUCGUGUUGAACGUACACUAUCGCACACCGAUGACCCACACCAUGCCGGGUUGGGUGCGCUCGGUGUUUCUCAAAGUGCUGCCGAGGAUUAUGCUGAUGCGGAGACCGAUUGAUGAAGCCAGCAAGGCUGGGGGGUUGGACAGCAGUGGGGAGGUAGGAGGAGCUGGAGGGGGAGGAGGAGGCGGAGGAGGGAAGAAGAAGAAGAAGAAUUUAAUGCAGCAGGUCGGAGGAGGCUCCCUCAACUGUCUGGAGUUUGGGGACAGUAAGCUGUCCUCCGUGGAGGGCUGCACUGGGAAGAAAUGCCCUUGCCCGUGCAAGCAUGGAAACGAGAGCGCAGAGACUCCAGACAAGAUGCCGCGUCAGCUGAGUCCGCAGAGCAUCAACACGGUGGUGGCCUUUUCUGUGGUUUCACCUGAGAUUAAACAGGCCAUAGAGAGCGUCAAGUACAUCGCUGAGAACAUGAGGAGCCGCAACAAGGCCAAAGAGGUGGAGGAUGACUGGAAGUACGUUGCCAUGGUGAUUGAUAGAAUCUUCCUUUGGGUGUUUGUGACCGUCUGCAUCUUGGGAACCACAGGCCUCUUCAUCCAGCCGCUUUUUGGCUUCUUCUCAUAACCGCUGGCCGAUCAGGGUCUGCUGCGACCCUGUGUCGACCAAUCCUGAACAAGUGACUAACUCUCAGUUCUCAGUUGAUGAAUCAGAAAACAGAGUUUUCAGUCCCAAAGCAUUAUUUGAUGUGCUGGUUUUGCUUCUUGCCUUUCGCAGAGAGCAGUGACUACAGGAGCAGGGAAGUUGAGGGGCUAUGGUUCUUUUUAGGUUUGCAGGCUGGUCAGUAACGGACACAAAGGUUUUUUCAAGCCUUAAUUUUAAUCUUUUUAGCUGCUCAUUUUAUGAAAAUAAAAUUGCCACAGAAAAAACACAGAUUUCUGCUUCUGGAUGACCUCCUUAGAAAUCAAGGGGAUAAUAUAAUUUCUUCCAAUAAUAAACAAGUUCUUUCAUCUUACUUGUCAAUUGAAAUUAGUUCAAGGAAAUAUUCUUUAUUAUAAUUAAUAAUACAAUAAAUGUUUGAUUUGAAUGUGGCUUAACUACACCACAUUCCAUAGAGUAAAUUUCAUGCGAGCUGGUGGUCACACUCUUUCUGCUAGUUUCAUUACUGUUAGAAUUUAGGCUGUUUUGCUCCAUCCUGACUGAAAGGAUCUCCUGCCUCAUGAUGUUAUGUGGAAUGAAUCACUAGACAAAAAAGUGUUCACAAAAAAAGUGUAACAACAUUGUACAAUCCAGACAUGACCAACAUCAAUAACUGCACCCUGAGCAAUAAAAGGGAGCCAAAGCCACGACCUCACAUCCAGUCUAUAGCCUCUGUUCCAGUAGCUUCAGUAGAUCAGUUCGUCAUUCAGCAUUUAUUUCAUUGGUGUCUGAAAAAAAAUGAAGCAUGUUCAAUGAGCUUUCUUGCAUUUUGUUAGAUAAUCAUCAACCAGUACAAUACUCACUUUAACACCAAGUUAAAUGAUAGUUAGUUUGUAUAAAAAAACUACAUCUCCAUUAAAAGGAGCCAAACUUGCUCAUCAUGGCUUCAUCUCUUCUGUCAAGCCAUAACAUUGAGCCUGCAAACUAUUGGCUUAUGGGAGAUGGUGUUCAUUGAAGGCUGCUGAAAAGACUAAAUACACAAUAUUAGAUUGUUUCAAAGCGUAGUCGUAGUAACAUCCAUUUCUAUUAUGUUCUAAUGCUGUAUUUGUACUUAAUAACAGUAAGUGGAAUUUUGAAUGAGCUUUUAUUACUUAAGACACAGAAACCCGUAGUUCCACGUUGGUUCUCUAUACACAGCAGUUAACUGUGUUCAGAUUAAGCUCCAUUUUGUAGCUAUACUGCAAAUUUUAUAUGCUAUCUCUACAGAAAUGAUUUCUAUGACAGUCAUUUUUUUUAAAAACUUUAUAUGAUAAAAAAGAUGUCAAACAGACACAUUCAGGUCUUAUGUUUAUUUUGAGUAAGUAUUGCUUUUCAGGCCUUGCAGGCAGAGAUGGAUCGACCGAGGUACGUAUGUUAGGCUAGGAUCAGAACUGGGCACAUCCAUUAGUCCUUCAGAUGUUAGUGAACUCACAACUUUCCACCUCCAGUUGACAUGAGACAAACAGUUUUCCCACAUUGAACUCAAACCUCCAGCAGCUAGUUUGCUCUGCCCCCUCCAUCGAGCUGACGGAUGACUGUCGUACCCGCUCCCCGCUCUGAUUCAUCAAGCCGCUCGCUGUCAGAGCCGAUCCCGCUCUCUGCUUCUACGUGUCAUUUCCAAUUAGUGUUCCGAUUUCUGGCACAUUUGUUAACGCUUUUAACAAACAAGGGCAAGCUGUUCUUCUUUUUGUAAUUAGAAACCAUGUGUUUAUAAAUGUUCUGAUUAAUGUUCCACAAGGUAAUUGGUUGGCCUGGUAAACAUUGGAUUAACUUGUCCUUGAUUAGUUGCUCCUGAAAUAGCAGCACAUUUAUUAAUUCGCGAGAGGAUUCUAUCAUCCAAUUCCAUGGCUAAUGUAUUCUUAUUUUUUCUUGUCACUUUUGAUUAAGUUUACCAUUAAGAGCAAAAAUGCAGUGCAGGAAAAAUGCAUGACGUACAUUUUGAUUGCUUUGACCACAAAAACAUUAUUCUCAGAUUACAGCACAACAAAGAAACAUGUUUGGUUUCAUUUAUCCCAUUUUCGGUUUUAUCUGUUAUGUCCGGAUGCAUCUGAAAAAAAUCUGCUGAUAGGAGCAAACAUGUUUGUACAAAUGAUCUUUGUGGAACUGAAAAAUAAAUGCAAUAUUUCUUCA